Molecule: messenger RNA, 423 nt
Organism: Gongylonema pulchrum
Lineage: Eukaryota; Metazoa; Nematoda; Chromadorea; Rhabditida; Gongylonematidae
Source: the annotation of a GenBank genome assembly
AUGAUAAUCGGACCACCACGUGCGCAAGAUCGCAACACGGUUGCUGGAGAAGGCGUUUUUCUGUCAAUAUCUCAACCGCUGGUCGCAUCUGAACCUGCUCGAAAACGAAAGAUACGGCAAGCGCCACUUACAAUUUUUGGAGUACGCAAUUGGCCUGCGGAAUUUGGUCAUCUCAGACUUCGAAAAGGCGAUAGAGUGCCAGUAAUAAAUCGACAGCAAAAGGAUCCAUUUGCUGGAAUUGAAAUGGAUACAGAAGCUUCGUUAGAAGAUACAGCGAAAACAAGAGAAAUACAUAUUGGAGAUGCUGCUGAGCCAGAACCAGCAACGCUAGACUCACCAACUUCCACAACAAUGUUUGUUUUCAUUUGCCAAAACGUUUGUUUUCUGGUGGAUGGUGUUGGAAGUGUUAACUCUGUGUUUUAG